GCCCCGGGGCGCCUUCACUACCUGCAUUCCCACCGAGGCCGGCGCGCGCGGCGGCCCGGGUGGGGAACCCGGCCUGCGCCCGGGACCGCGGCGGCGACGAGCGCAGCACCAGCGGCCGGGGCCGGGUGACCGCGCGGCGGGGCAGCGGGUGCGGAGGGUCUGCGGCGGGCAGCGCUGCAGCGGCCUCGGCACCGCCCGCGGGCGCGAGUGUGCGCGGGAGUGGAGGCCGGCGUGGGGGCCACGGGGGGCGUGCGCGCGGGAGGCGGAGCGGGGCUCGCCCCUCGCCGGCGCCUGCCGCCCCGCCGCUGCUCGCUCUCCGGCCGCCGCCAGCACCCCGGGCCCCCACGGCCCUGGCUCCGGGCAGGGAAGGGAGAAAGUGAGACUCGGUGUCAUCAGCAUCCUUUGUCAGGAGGCAGGAAACUGGAAUCCAGCGGCGGCGAGCGGCAGCUGGGCGGUCACAUCUGGGAAUGCAAAGCUGACCCCCUCCCCCUCCCCCGCCGCCUCCUCCCUCACCCAGGAUCACUUCCGAAGCCACUUCGCCUUCAGCCCCUGCCUCGGCCAGAGGGGUGGAUUUCAUGGGGAUGUGUUCAAGGCAAGAGCGAAUUCAGAAGGAUAUCGACGUCGUGAUCCAGAAGUCCAGAGCCGAGAAGGACUGCCUGUUUGCAGAUUUCAGAUACUCCGACUCCACCUUUACCUUCACCUACGUCGGCGGCCCCAAAAGUGUAUCCUAUUCAGUACAUGUGUCUGAAGAUUACCCAGAUAAUACGUAUGUGUCAAGUUCAGAAAAUGAUGAAGAUGUCUUAGUUACUACAGAACCCAUUCCAGUAAUUUUUCAUCGAAUAGCAACAGAAUUAAGAAAAACAAAUGACAUUAACUGUUGCUUAUCCAUAAGAUCCAAAUUGCAGAAGGAAAAUGGGGAGGAGUCCAGGCAGAGCAGCACAGUGGAGGAGGACUCUGAAGGCGAUAAUGACUCUGAAGAAUUCUAUUACGGAGGACAGGUGAACUACGACGGGGAGCUGCACAAGCACCCGCAGCUCGAGGCCGACCUGUCGGCGGUCAGAGAGAUCUACGGGCCACACGCGGUUUCUCUCAGGGAAUAUGGAGCCAUUGACGAUGUAGAUAUCGAUCUGCAUAUUGAUGUUAGCUUUCUUGAUGAGGAGAUCGCGGUGGCUUGGGAAGUGGUUCGAACAGAGCCCAUCAUUGUCCGACUGCACUGUUCACUUACGCAGUAUUUGAAUGGCCCAGUGCCCACUGUUGAUGUCUUUCAGAUUUCCACCAAAGAGCGGUUUGGAUUGGGACAUCAGCUGAAAAAGAUCAUGCAGACGUUCGUCACGCAGCAGUGGAAGCAGAGCAAAGAGAAAUCCAGUUGCCUGCACAGCAAGAAGCUGUCGGAGAAGAAAGCCAAGUCCCCCCUGCAUUUGUUUUCUACCUUGCGCAGGUCGCCGAGUUACCCUCCCCCCGGCUGCGGUAAGAGCAAAUCCAAGCUGAAAGCCGAGCAAGACGGCGUCUCCAAAACGCACAGGCUGCUGGGGAGGACUUGUCCCGGCACCGUCAAGGCGGAGGACGCCUGCGCCCCCAAGGCGCCGCACCGGAGCUUCGGCCGCUCGCUGUCCAGCGACCCCCGGGCGGAGCCGGCGCCGCCCGCCCUCAAGCCGCACAAGCUGCUGGCGCGGCCCUGCCCCGCGGCCGCCAAGCAGGAGGACGGCCUGGCCCUCAAGCCGCACAAACUGCUGACUCGCUCCUGCUCCGGGGACCCGCGCUGCGAGCACGGCGCCACCCUGAAGCCCCACAAACUGCUGAGCAGGUCGUACUCCAGCCACCUGCGCAUGGACGAACUGUACGGGCUGAAAAACCACAAGCUGCUCGGCAAGCCCUCCGCCAGCGCCCCCAAGUCCUCCAAGCCGGAGCUCUGCCCGGAGCCCCCCGCCGCCGCCGCCGAGGGCCGGAGGCUCUCUCUCACCUCAGGGCUUAUUGGUAUCUUGACCCCGUCUUCAUCCUCCUCUUCCCAGCCCGCUGCAAAUGGUGCCAAAUGCAUUCCAGUACGAGAUCGUGGUUUCCUGGUGCAGACCAUCGAGUUUGCGGAGCAGCGGAUCCCCGUGCUGAACGAGUACUGCGUGGUCUGCGACGAGCGCCACGUGUUUCAGAACGGCCCCAUGCUGAGGCCCACCGUGUGUGAGCGCGAGCUGUGCGUGUUCGCCUUCCAGACACUGGGCGUGAUGAACGAAGCCGCCGACGAGAUCGCCACGGGGGCGCAGGUGGUGGACCUGCUGGUGUCCAUGUGCCGGUCUGCGUUGGAGUCGCCGAGAAAAGUUGUCAUUUUCGAGCCGUAUCCCUCUGUGGUCGACCCCAAUGACCCUCAGAUGCUGGCCUUCAACCCCAGGAAGAAGAAUUACGACCGCGUGAUGAAAGCACUGGACAGCAUAACUUCCAUCAGAGAAAUGACGCAAGCGCCGUACCUGGAAAUCAAGAAGCAGAUGGAUAAACAGGACCCCCUUGCUCAUCCCCUGCUGCAGUGGGUCAUUUCGAGUAACAGGUCACACAUCGUGAAACUGCCAGUGAACAGGCAACUGAAGUUCAUGCACACGCCGCAUCAGUUCCUGCUUCUCAGCAGUCCGCCCGCCAAAGAAUCCAACUUCAGAGCUGCUAAGAAACUCUUCGGAAGCACCUUCGCCUUCCAUGGCUCGCACAUCGAGAACUGGCACUCCAUCCUGAGGAACGGCCUGGUGGUUGCCUCCAACACAAGGUUGCAGCUCCACGGCGCCAUGUACGGAAGCGGGAUCUACCUUAGUCCGAUGUCAAGCAUAUCAUUCGGCUACUCAGGGAUGAACAAGAAGCAGAAGGUGUCGGCCAAGGACGAACCGGCCUCUGGCAGUAAAAGCAGCAGCGGAUCCCAGUCACAGAAAAAAGGACAGCAAUCCCAAUUCCUGCAAAGCCGUAACUUGAAAUGCAUAGCCUUAUGUGAAGUGAUCACCUCGCCGGACCUGCACAGACACGGAGAGAUCUGGGUCGUGCCCAACACCGACCACGUCUGCACCCGGUUCUUCUUCGUCUACGAGGACGGCCAGGUGGGGGAUGCGAACAUUAACACGCAAGAAGGGGGCAUACACAGGGAGAUCCUCCGGGUGAUCGGCAACCAGACCGCCACCGGCUAGAGGGCCGCCCCGCGCAUGGUCUGAAGGCCUUCUCGGGUUCAAAGCUGGGUUUUGAACUGAAGAAGAUGACGAAAUAAUUUAUUGUUAUUACGAACAAAAUUAACCCUUUGAAUACUGAUUCUUUUCUUAGUAUUUCUAAGUAUCUCCUUAAAUACCUAAAAAGGUAUACACACUUUAUCAAUUGUAGGGUGAUGGGAUCUCGUCGUAAAAGUUACAGCAGCACUUAAACUGAAGUUUGGGUUGCUCCCACAAUAAACAGAUUGAAAAAACAGUUUCGUGCUGAUAUUUUUAUAUUAAACUCUUAAAUUGGAAAUCUGGAGUUACAAUGUCGACACUUUAGGUCGCCAAAAUAGAAUUGAGAGCGUUUUAUAAUGAUGUCUAAAUCUAUACGAUACUUUGCAAUAAGGAAAAUGUUUGCACAUCCUGAUGUGCUGUACACUGAGUGGUGUAUGAGCAUUCAGAUAUUUUGAGGAGGGAUGUUUCCUAUUCUCCUGUUACUUUUUCUUAUACAAAAACAAUUAGGCUUAGAUGCAGUGCUUUGCCCAAAAGUUUGUAUUCUUCAUAACUGUAGGUUCAUGCAUCAAAACGUGUGCUUGUGCACAUGUGUGUCUACAUGCACGUGUGUGUCUACAUGCACGUGUGUGUCUACAUGCACGUGUGUAUAUGCACAUGUGUGUUUGACAACAGAUGGCGCAGCUCUGCUGUCCUAUCCUCAUUCGGUGAAGAGAAAUCAUAUUCAGUGAGCAGAAGUCUAGCCCUAAACCAAGAUAUAAGCCAAAUUUACCAUUACUGUUCAUGCCCUGAAAAUAUUUGCAGGCAAUUUUUCUAUUUGUUUAAAGAAUGUUUUCUUCAGGAAAACUCAGCUCUUUAAUAAUGUUAUCUAAAAGUCAUAAUUUGGGAAAAUAGAUGCCCCUGGUGGACUCAAUCCAUAUUCAAAUGAGCCCGUGCUUCAUAAGAAGGCUUCAGAACUUAAUUAGUGUGCAUUUUUAUUUCCUACAGCGGAACAUUUUUUUUUUUUAAUUUAUUUAGAGCACACCAGCAUUUUUAUAUUUUUUCAUCCAAUACCUCUGCUUAUUUUUUUCAUAUUGAGAAAGAAGACAAACUUUGACAUUUCUUUUAUAUUAAAAGGACGCAAAAUAAGUUUCCAGAGAACAACGACACCAGCGCCAUCCUCCUCCUUUCAAGGGCCGUGUGCUCCCCAACGUCUCGUUUCUGUUGCUUUGUCUCGCUCGUUACAAGUUUUAAUGGACAGUUUACUUUUUCCACGAGACCUCUCUGGAGCAGGGUCAUUCGCGAGAGCAGUUCAAUGAUCCCGGCUGCCACCCGAGUCGAACCCUGAAUCAAGGCUCCUGUCUGAUUUUCAUUUCCGUAGAAAGAAAAAAAAUAAAAACGUGGCGUCAUCUGCAAGUAAAAUGCUGUAACUUCUGCAUUUAUGUCCUUUGGCAUAUAAACGAUGACAGAAAAGGUCAUACACGGUAUGAAAGGUUGCUAUUUAGGAAGCCUUUACUAAUCAGUUUGUUUUCUGAGAUUGUAAAUAAUCGAUUUCUG
Messenger RNA from Phyllostomus discolor (pale spear-nosed bat), 4700 nucleotides. It is a transcript of the gene PARP8, whose product is annotated as poly(ADP-ribose) polymerase family member 8. The transcript is spliced from 27 exons. Gene Ontology annotation, molecular function: kinase binding; protein serine/threonine kinase activator activity; NAD+ poly-ADP-ribosyltransferase activity. Lineage: Eukaryota; Metazoa; Chordata; Mammalia; Chiroptera; Phyllostomidae. Gene Ontology annotation, cellular component: intracellular anatomical structure; nuclear envelope; endoplasmic reticulum tubular network. Bases 576 to 3152 code for a protein of 858 amino acids. The record is from RefSeq and is a predicted model, not a curated record. Gene Ontology annotation, biological process: endoplasmic reticulum unfolded protein response.